This is a messenger RNA of Hypoxylon trugodes, 1595 nucleotides long. RefSeq lists its product as uncharacterized. The transcript has 2 exons. The record is from RefSeq and is a predicted model, not a curated record. Bases 443 to 1102 code for a protein of 219 amino acids. NCBI's taxonomy places the organism in Eukaryota, Fungi, Ascomycota, Sordariomycetes, Xylariales, Hypoxylaceae.
UCCAAUGCAGAAAAAAUGCAAGUUCGGUGAUCACAUAUUACGUUGCCUGCCAGGAACCUGGAUAACCUGGAUGGAAAGUUAGUUCCCUUUUGGGCUGGUGGUGAGGACGGGAAACGCCUCUAGAUCCACCGACCCUUUCACCAAGAUCCAUCAUACAUUGGGACUCUCCAGAGCUCCAAGGCUCUAUACGCGUUUCCACCUACCCACCCACACACCCACUCUUGAGAAAGAGGGGUGAUGGUAAUCCUCUUUCUUUACUAGGAAGUUCGCUAACAGGGUAAUAAGUCUUGUGCGGGUCUUCUUGCAGUUGUUAGCGUAUUUCUGGCGCUUAUUAGUCUCUAUAUCCUCUCUCAAUAUCAUGACGAAUCUCUAAUCGCGGCUGCGGAAGACUUGUCUCGUGGAUAAACAAUAUCGCAUUAACCGAGCGUCCCGGUGGAAGAUCAUGGCUGCAACUAGGAAUUCUGUAGAAGGCGGCCUCGUCAGCUCGGUCACGGAAUAUGUCAAGUCCUAUAUGGCAAAUUACGACGGCUCUCAUGAUUUCAAUCACAUACAACGUGUCGUCGGACUUGCCAAAUACAUUCAUGACCAUUUGCCGGAGACGCCUCCGCGGGAUCGGCAAAUUGUGGUCCUGAGCGCGCUUCUACAUGAUGUAGGAGACAAGAAGUAUCUGAAGCCAGGCGAGGAUGCAUCAACCUUGGUGUACCAGCUACUCCUCUCUCUUGGUGCCGCCGAGCAGCUUGCAAGUCGCGUCCAGACGAUCUGUCUAGGCGUCAGUUAUUCCAGCGAGAUCAAGAAUCCAACUCGAGUCCAGGAUCUCAUCAAGUCUCACCCGGAGUUGGCUGUCGUGCAGGAUGCUGAUCGCCUCGAUGCUAUUGGAAGCAUUGGGAUUGGUAGAGUGUUCACCUUUACAGGCGCUCGAACAACAAGAUCCAUGGCCGACUCUAUUCAACACUUCCAUGACAAGCUAUUGAAACUCGAGAGCAUGAUGAAGACGGACGUUGGACGGGAGCUUGCCAGGAAAAGGACCGAAAGGAUGGAAGAGUUCCUUAAGUGGUGGGAUGAGGAAGCUGCCUUUUCCGGUGAGUCGCCAGUUGUGACUUGAAAGCCGAUCCACAAGUCGGUAAUGGUUCCGUCUGUACCAGUUUGUCUCGAACGCAGAUAGAAUGCUCAUGUUAGGUUAACCUCGAUCAUGUCAACGAGUUGUUAGACUUACUUUGCACCAAACAAUUGAAUAGUUCACACUUCAACGUAUCUGGUGUUAUCUGCCGACAAUUUAGCUCUCCACUCUUUUCUCUAGAGGCUACGGAGACAUCCACCUACGAAUCCAUACUCGGAGCCGACAGCUGGCGGAUCCGAAUGAGGGACUUGAGUGUUAUCAGGGCAACACAUCAACGUAUAAUAGUAGGUACUAGGAUGAAGUCCGCUCUAGCAACGUCAAGAUGAUUGAUACGCGACGCCACAAUGUCAUCGUAUCGCGACGUUCCUCACGGCCGAUAUAAGACCUAGGGGUCCUCCAUGAGACAGCUCGGCCGUAAUAUCACUGCAGCGAGUCUUCGAUCGUGCCUAAUACGAUCAAUUAUAACAAUGGAAGAAUA